UGCUGUCGCUCCCGUAGGUGGCAGGAACGCUGGGUAGGAGGGAAGCCUUGGCAGCUUUCUCCCUACAGGCCGCUUCCUCCCCCUUUUGCCCGCCUGUCCAGGCAUGGAUGCCAUCCGCUGGAAGCCUCUGUGUGCUGUUUGAUUGUGUGAGGGUGUUAGCUGUGCUAAUGUACUAUCACAGGUCUCCAGAAGCCAGAGGUUUGCUGUUUCCACAAAGAUUCUCCCCACUUUGGUUUGUGGAAGCCGGCGUUCGCUUCAGUCUCCGCCAUUGGCCUCACUGAGAAACGGAGUCGACAGCGAGUCUCUCUGUUGCGCCUAUUCUUGGUGGUAUGUCCUCAUGGUCUGUUGUGUUUGGAUACCCUGACAACUAGAAGCUGUGAGACCCCCAGUGACAUGAUGCCCAAGAGGGAUCAUGAGAAGGACCUGGAGCUGGACAAAAAGAUUGAGGCUCUCCGCAGGAAGAAUGAAGCUCUCAUGAAGAGGUACAAGGAGGUGGAGGAGGACAGGAGAAGGGCAGAAGAGGAAGGAAUGGCACUGCAGAGCCGGAAGGGCAAAGCUGAAGAUCUUACCAUCACAAUCAGCAAGUCCACUAGUGAUAGUCGUGUGGUGGUGACAAAGCCAUUCAGUGCCGGUUCACCAGCUGGGAAGGGACAGCAGGAGACUGGACCUGACAGGGGGGGAGAAGGUCCUCCACAGGCUGCCGGACGGGGACACAGGAAGCAGCUAACAGUCACCAUGGCUGGAAAGAAGGGUAAACGGGUGGUGAGUGAGAAGCCUGAGAAGAGGCCGGGACCUGUGGACCUCAAGAGCCCUGCUGAUGACGGACAGGCGAGGCGUGUGGAGUCAGCGGGGAGGGGGAAGCAGCCAUCUCACAUGACCAAGAGAGACACAGCACCUCAGGAUGAGGUUAUAAAGGGGCAGAAGCACACUGAGGAGCAUCACAGGGUGUCAGAGCAAUGCCAGGAGAUUGAGAACCUGCAGGCCAGCACAGACCUGAACAUCCCCACAUCGAGAGAGGAGCAGGAGGAAUAUUUAAGGUGGAAGAAGGAGCGUGAGCAGAUUGACAGGGAGAGGGUGGCGCGCCAUAAAAAUGCCAAGGGCCAGUGGAGACGAGCAUGGGACAUGGACAAAACUGAAAACAUGUUUUCAGACAAAUCCCUUUCUGAUAGAGACUGGGGGCCUUCCAGCAGAGGGGGAAGAAAUGCUAGAAGAGGACCCAGGGCAGGCAGUGAUUCAAAAGGUCAUGACAAGCGAGGUAAAGACAAGGGAGCCAAAAAGGUGCAAGUGAUGAGCAGUAAAGCAAAAGGCAAAGAUCGCCUGACCGGGCGGGCCAGAAGAUGGCAGGCAAAUGAUGAAGGAGAUAACCUACAGAUGCCUGACACAACACUGGAGGAAUUCCUUGAGGAACUUGAUGCCCUCACAGAUGCUGAUGCAGAUGAUCUGAAAGAUCAGGACACAAAAACAAAGCUGUCACCGAGCCCAGAUUCACUGAGUACACCUGAGGAAGCGAGUGAGUCAGCAGCCACGGUGUCGGCUGCUAUCCUAAGGGAGGACACCCUGACUCAGGGGAAGGCAGAGGCCUCGUCCCCUCGGGGGUUGGAGAAGAAAGUACGCUUCUCAGAGGAACUCAUCCAAGGGGCUCAUGCAAGGCAAACCACAGGCUCUCAAGACUCGGAAUCCAGAAGUCCCAGCUCUUUGAAAGCUUCCUCCCCUAAAAAGAACAAGCAUGAAGUGCAGAGGCCACAGCAGCCUCUUGAAAGUUCCAAGCAGGGCGACGAGAGUCUUCAGGAUAAAGGAGGUGGUUCAGCUGCACCUUCUGUUGCACAGCAGCAGGUAUCUGAAACUGAAUGCACUAAAAAGGACAGCAGCUCCCCUGCAGCUCCCAGCUCCCCCCCUGCUGAAAAAGCCUGCACCCCUCUACAUGAGGUCCAGCCUGUAGAGCUUACCAAGUGUAACAUUAGUAACACAAACACAGAAGAACUGAUAGACUCUGGUCUGUCUGUUUUGAGCCUAGAGUCUGGAGAAACACACCCAACACACUCCACCAGCAGUGACAAGGCACGAGAGCAUGGGAAAAUUGUUUGAUUGACAUUUUCGGGAUAUAAACACUGAAACCAAAACACAGCAUUAUUUUUGCUUCAAGUAGCUCAUUUGCAAUACUCUGUUUAUAGCAUACAGGCAAAACCGUUGUUUCAUUUUGCUGUGGAAGCUGAAUUUUUGUCUAAAAGGUUCACAUAUGAAUAGUGAGACGUGUUUCCCCGCUCAAUUAUUUUUUACAUCCAAGCACUUUAUGAGUAUAAAAAUAUGUGUACUGACACCGUCUUCUGUAUGGAAGUACGCUGCUUGAGUGCAAUAUCAUUGAAUGUUUACACGUUUGUAUGAAAACGUUAGGGUACAUAUCAGGAGGCUAGCUAAUCGGUUUCACUUAGAUAGCCCUUGACAUUAAACCAAGCCACAGUCAAAUUACUUAGUGCCUGAUUCUGCCUUAGAGGUAUCUUUUUUAAUUUAUUUAGUUCAUUUAGCAGGGACAAUGCACAAUAAAUAUAUUGCUUGGAUAUCGCUAAAAGCUCAUUUUCACCUGUAGUCCCUGAAUAACUUUUCAGUUACUGAAUAAAGAUUGUAUUGUAUGAUGACACAUAGGUACAGACCUCCAGUAGACUUUGUAUUUCUACACUUUAAAUAGUUGAUGAGUAGAUAUUAUUUAUUAACUGCUUCCAGCAUCCAUAAAUAGCCUUUGACAUGUAUGAAAUUAAUUGUUAAAAGGCACAUUUAGACCGUGAUGUCUUUGGCCAGUGACUAAGUCCAAAGUUUACAAAAUGUUACUACUGACAUGCUGUAAAUGUUUCUGUUAUUACGAACAUUGAGAGAAGCGCUCCACUGAGUUUAGACAACAAGACAGGAGCCUGAUGAUGUCACACUGUUGUUAAAAUGAUCUGAAUUUGGGGAUGACGUGUACAAUCAUAAAGCCUCACAGUUCUGCCCAUAAGUAAAUAAAAGAAACAUACUUGUUUAAAUUUGGCCUUUUUACACAUUAAGGACGUCUCCUCGUGCACCUCGGAGCCACUUCCAGCGCGCCUGCUGUUUUUACUUUGUGUUUUGAUCUGACUACUUUUCACCGGGGACUUUAGAAAGGAAACAUAUAUUUCUGUGUCACAUUGACCCAGCCUCCAUGUCGAGGAUCAGCACUGGGGAACUUCAUCUCUGGCUAUGGCCCAGAGCGCAAACAGCAGUUUUCAAAGGAACAAUUCGCAGUGUCCAAGCCUUAAGGCGGCACAUCAAGAGCAUGCUCAUUGCUCCCCUAGGCUCAGUUCUACUGUCUCAUCCUGAGGCAUCAAGAGGUGAAACAUUUGAAGGAAACCACUGGAGCUUUAGAGUCACAGAACCUGCCUUUUUUUUUUUUUUUUAAACAGCCCUUCAACACAAUCUUCAAUCAAUUGAAGGAUCUCUGUUUUGGCACAAGGAGGAGAUCCAAUGCACAUCGCAGACAAACGAGUGCUUGGAUUAGAAAGGGACUAAUUUAAAAAUAGCAGCCAUGCUGGAAUUGUUUUGCAGUGCUGCCAAAAGAGACAACCUUGAAAAGGAAAUUUGCAAAAUUCGGUAGCCGUGAUUUUUAUGGGCAGAGUUGCGUUACUGUGAUUGCAACACGUAUUUAUUACAGAAGAGGGUUAGGGUUAGAAGGAAAUAAAUGCGAUCAACUUGUAAGAUGAUAUAGUUCACCGGUAUACCACUUUGAGGUUAAAAUAAACAGCCAGCUAAUUUCAAAAUAUGACACAUUUGAAAACAUAUGGAUGUUUAAAUAGUGAUUUACAACACUGUAGAACUGAAACCUUACACACUAUUGUUGUGUUCCCUAAAGCACAGUUUUACAGCUGAAUCCCAAUCAUCCAGUCUUCCUCAGACUCUUAUUAUGUUAUGUUUUUAGGCACUGAAUUUGGGGUUGUAAUGUAGUAUGUUAGCUAAUUCUACAAGUCCUGAUACAGGAAGGUGGAGUGGUCCUUGGGCCCCUGUCAGGAAAAAAUGUUAUUCAGGCCUAUUAGGGUCAAUUCAAAAUGCUGGGAUUCAGCUGUAACUGUUUUGUAUCAUAUAUUCUGUAUUAUGUUUAUGAAAGACAGCCGAAUAUUUUUAAAUGCUUCCCUUGAUUAAUAUCCCAGCCAGUUUUUGUGCCUUGCAUAUUGGCUUUUUCAGCUAUUGAAGGUGUACCUUAUUUUAUGGUUUGUAUAUUAACUGUUAGAUAUACUGUACUGGCAGUGCAGCCUCGUUUAUUUUAUUUAUUUGCCUCUUCAUUUGGACAACAGAAUGUUACCAAGUAAAUCUCAAGCUGUGUUUCUCUGUGAGAUGUGUGCUUUUUUUAAUUUAUUGCCAGCCUUUUAUGCUAUUUUGGGUAAGAAGUUGCAACUAUAUUAAGACGCCUUAAAGGAGCUCUGUCCUCAAAGAAGUUUUUGGCUUUCGUCAAUGCCACAGUGUAGUAAACAGUUAUGUAACUGUAAGUGGAAAACACAGUGGACAUGCUCAGGGCUGCGUGGCCCUGUCAGUGUCUGCUGAGGUUACAUAAAAUUUUUUAAAAAAAGCAAGUCACAAUGUUUGAAGCCAGUCCAUCUGUUAAGAAAGAAGGGGCCUUAUUCUGUAUUAUGUGUGGAUAGCAAUUUACUAGUAAAAGAAACAUCUGUGUGAAAAACAGGUCACUCGUUACCUCUGAAGUAUUUAAGACUCCCUGUGGGAUUUAAUUUAGUGGAAUAAAAUUUAGGACCUACAAUCAUAGAGCCUUUUAUUUGUCCUCGUGCAGUCUUUGCUCAUUCAGUUGUUUAACAUCUGCAUUGUCACCUUCCUUAAAUGUCCGUUUCAAAGGUGUGUACAACUAUCCGCCACAUGUUUUCACGCACUAUUAUAAUCAUAUGUGCCUGUGUGUGAGUGUGUGACGCAUUUCAAGGUGUGAUCCCAGCCUUUCGCUGUUCAGAGCGCUCACGCGAAUCUGCGUGCAACAUGACUUCAUUUACUGAACCGCUCGGAAGGUGGC
Archocentrus centrarchus (flier cichlid) is the source of this 5014-nucleotide messenger RNA. It is a transcript of the gene ccdc9b, whose product is annotated as coiled-coil domain containing 9B. Lineage: Eukaryota; Metazoa; Chordata; Actinopteri; Cichliformes; Cichlidae. The transcript is spliced from 14 exons. The coding region runs from base 394 to 2085 and encodes 563 amino acids. The record is from RefSeq and is a predicted model, not a curated record.